Papaver somniferum (opium poppy) is the source of this 2856-nucleotide messenger RNA. RefSeq lists its product as uncharacterized. NCBI's taxonomy places the organism in Eukaryota, Viridiplantae, Streptophyta, Magnoliopsida, Ranunculales, Papaveraceae. The record is from RefSeq and is a predicted model, not a curated record. The transcript is spliced from 3 exons. Bases 1 to 2856 code for a protein of 951 amino acids. Gene Ontology annotation, molecular function: RNA-DNA hybrid ribonuclease activity; nucleic acid binding.
AUGUAUUUUCACCUCAUUGAUAAUUCUUAUGAAGAAAACAAAGGUAAUAUUUGGAUUCUGUGGAGUGAUUCAAUAAAUCCUCCUUCAAUAAUUUCAAACACCAAACAAGAGAUAACAGUGGAAGUGGGAGAUGCUCUUAUUGCUGGAGUUCAUGCUGCUACUCUUACUGUUAAUAGAAGAGAGUUAUGGAAAGAUUUGGAGGACAUAAAUAAUCUGAAUAAGCCAUGGCUUGUGAUUGGUGAUUUCAAUACAAUGAUGAUUAUGGAGGAAAAGAAAGGAGGAUUAGCUCCUUUAAAAAUAUCAAUGAUGGAGUUUAAAAAUUGUCUGAAUAUUUGUGGUCUCAUUCAAGCGCCAAGUACUGGAUUACAUUUUUCAUGGUGUAACAAUAGAGCAGGAAGGAAAAGAAUUGUAUGCAAUUUAGAUAGAGCAGUUUUCAAUGACAAAUGGCUGGAGUUAUUCCCUAGUUGGGGAUAUAAAGUUGGAGAAAGAGGAAGAUCAGAUCAUGGAGUUCUAUAUGGCGCAAAUACUGAAAUUCCAAAACCAAAAAAUGUUCCCUUCAGAGCAUUAAAAGGAUUCAAUGCAUACUUUCUUCUUCUUCUACCAAAAGUUAAAAAUGUUAAAAGAUCUAAUCAAUUCAGACCUAUACGUUUGAUGAACUUCGGAUUUAAAGAGAUCACAAAAAUCGUAACAACAAGAAUUGGUAAUGUGAUUCAGAAAGUUAUAUCCCCACAACAAGGAGCAUUUAUAAAAGGAAGAAACAUCCAAGAACAGAUAGUCUUAUCUUCUGAAUUGAUAAAUGAAAUUGAUGUGAAAAUGAGAGGUGGAAAUCUGGGACUCAAAUUGGACAUAACUCAAGCAUAUGACUCCUUAAGUUGGGACUUUCUUUUUCAGGUCAUGAGAAAUUUUGGCUUCUCAGAAAAGGGUAUUAAAUGGAUACAUACAUUGCUGCAAUCUGCUAGAAUAUCAGUUCUCCUCCAUGGUGGUCUUGUUGGAUAUUUCAAAGUGGGCAUAGGACUGAGGCAAGGAGAUCUCAUGUAUCCAAUUCUUUUUGUUAUUGCCGAAGACCUCUUGAUUAGAACAUUAUCAAGAAUGAUUCAAGACAGAACAAUCCAGCCAAUGGUGUCAGGAAAUGGAGUUCAACCUUCUCACAUUUUAUUUGCAGAUGAUAUCUUCUUAUUUUGCAAUGGAGAUAAGAGAAACAUUAGAAAGCUACUUAAUUUUCUCAGGGAUUAUCAAAUGUCAUCUGGUCAAAGAGUUAAUUUUGAAAAAAGUAAAUGUUUCAUCGGAGGGACUAGUGAACUAAGAAAAGUUCAACUGGAAAAUGACUGCAACAUGCCUCUAUCAACAUUUCCAGAUAAGUACUUAGGUGUUAUGUUAACUCCUGGAUGCAUCAAAUCAUCUCAUAUAUGGGGCUAUGUGGAGCAAAUUCAAGAAAAUCUUGUUGGCUGGAAAGGAAAACUUCUCUCUUUUCAAGAAAGGUUAAUUCUAGUAAAACAUAUACUCUGCAGCAUACCUAUAUACAACAUGUCAGCAUACAAGUGGCCCAAGAAAGUUAUUCAAGAUGUUGUACGAAUGAUAAGAAAUCUUUUAUGGACUGGUGAUCCUUCAACAACAAAAAUGCAUAACUCUGAAAUGGGACUAUUUUGGAAAGAUGCAUGGGUGAAAGAAAGAGCACUAAAGGAUAUAUUUCCCAGAAAUGAAUACAUGCUCAAUUUCCCUGAGAUGAAAGUAUCUGAUCUACUUUUAGAAGGAGAAUGGGUAAUUCCAACUGAAAUUUUGGACAUGCUACAUCAAAAUGAUCUUCCUGUGAUAAGUACAAAUGAAGAUAAGAGAAUCUGGUAUGGCACAAUCACUGGAGAUUUCACAGUUGCAUCAGCUGUGGAAUGUAUAAGAAGAAAAUUCCCAAAAUUGUUCUGGACAAAAAAGGUAUGGUCUUCAUCUGUUCAUCCUAGUAUUUCAAGUAAUAUAUGGAAACUCUUUAGAGGAAUUACUCCUACAAAUGACAAAAUGAAAUCCAGAAAGUUUAAGCUAGCUUCAAGAUGCAUAUUUUGUAAAAAAUCUGAAGAAAAUAUCAACCAUAUUCUAUGGCACUGUGACUUCAGUGAAAUCAUAUGGAAAUGGCUGGGUGGAAUAUUCUGUUUUUUACAUACAAGAUCAUAUGAUGAGAUGCUGACAAUGGCAAAGCACAAAAGUCCUGCAAUUAAAGAACUGUGGAAGAUAUCAUCUUUUAUAACAAUGAAGGAGAUUUGGUUUCAAAGAAAUAGAUGUGUGUAUGAUAAAGAUAAAGUUAAUGUAAAGGUCAUUCAAUAUAGAAUUGUGAAGUUAACUUCAGAAUAUGAAAUCAAAAUGAAGGCUCACAUGUGGAACACAGCUUAUGAUCUACAAAUUCUAAAAUCCUUUGGGUUGAAGUGCAAAAAAAUUAGAUCCACUAAAAUACAAGAAAUCUUUUUCAAACUUCCUCAAAUGGGUCAAAUAUUACUAUGUUGUGAUGGUGCUUCUCAAGGAAAUCUAGGUGCAGCUAGAUAUGAGUUUAUUUCCAGAAAUAAUGAAGGAGAAUGCAUAGUAGCAUUUGAAGGAAGUUUGGGGAUAGCUACAAACUAUAAUGCUGAAGUUCUAGCUAUCAUAUGUGCUGGUGAAUGGGCCAUUCACAAAGGUUAUACUCACCUUAUAUUUCAAUCAGAUUCACAGGCAGUAAUUGAAGCUUUCAAAUCUCAUAGAAUUCCUUGGUUUGCCAUUAACAGAUGGAACAAGAUUUGUAGAAGUGCAGAUGAUCUGAGUCUCUGUCACUGUUACAGAGAAAUCAAUUUCUCAGCUGACACUCUUGCUAAGAGAGGAUCAAGAUUGGAUCAAGGAUAG